Molecule: messenger RNA, 9941 nt
Organism: Pseudoliparis swirei
Lineage: Eukaryota; Metazoa; Chordata; Actinopteri; Perciformes; Liparidae
Gene: hipk2
Product: homeodomain interacting protein kinase 2
Exons: 15
Coding region: 548-4246 (1232 amino acids)
Biological process (GO): smoothened signaling pathway; positive regulation of transcription by RNA polymerase II; peptidyl-threonine phosphorylation
Cellular component (GO): nucleus; PML body; cytoplasm
Molecular function (GO): ATP binding; SMAD binding; transcription corepressor activity
Source: RefSeq, a predicted model, not a curated record
AUUCUGUUAUGUUGUUCGGAGGCUGAUGAUAAUAAUGCACAUCGUAGUAUCUGAUCGUCGCCUCAUCGACUCGCUCGGUGCUCGACUCUCUGACUGAACAACUCGCUGCGCUCUGACCAGCGCAACUUUUGCAGCGACUCGACAGUCCACAGACAUGUCGCACCGGAGCUGAAGUGGAGCCCGUCCCCGCGGCUCAUCAUCGGAGCCUCCCGGAACACAACCGCAGGUGGCUUUGGGACUGCACAGCCCAUCUCCUCCGCCGCUCCCCUCGCGUCGGAUGCUACGUUUUAAAAAAGAAGAAGAGGAAGAAGAAGACCAGAAGAAGAAAGAAGAAAAAAAACGUCUGGAUAUGAAUUAUGAGCGUUUCCUUCACUAAUGAACUGGGCCAGUAAUGCAGGAGACCGCGGCGACUCUCUCUCUCUCUCUCUCCCCCCCCCCCCUCUCACUCUCUCUCAUCAGUGUGUUUCAAGAUGGCAGAUUUUCAAUGAGUUUUGAACAGAGAUCUCGCUUUAUCUUUUUGCCAUGAAUAACAGAAACCCUUGCACCGAUGGCCCCUGUAUACGAAGGUAUGGCCUCGCACGUGCAAGUGUUCUCCCCUCACACUCUCCAAUCAAGUGCCUUCUUUAGCGUGAAGAAACUGAAGGUGGAGCAGAGUUGUAACUGGGAUAUGACAGGGUACGGCACCCACAGCAAAGUCUACAGCCACAACAGCAGCAAGAACUUGUCGGCCGCCACCGGCCCCCUCGGCAUCAACAGCUCCCUGCAGGUCGCCAGCUCCACACUGCCCUACGACCAGGCACUCAUCUUCCCAGCCAGCGCGGGCCACAUUGUGGUCGCCUCAGCCAGCAGCACUUCGGGGGCCGUGGGGUCUCUGCUGGGCAGCGGGGGUGGAGGCAGCAGCAGCAACAGCAGCGGCGGUGGAGGCGGCGGCGGCGGUGUGGGUGGCGUCGUCGGUGUUCACAACCUGACGCGCCGCAGCACGGUCAGUCUCCUCGACACCUACCAGCGAUGCGGGCUUAAACGCAAAAGUGAGGAGCUCGACAACAACAGCAGCGUGCAGCUCGUUGAGGAGCACGGCCAACCGAUGAUCCAGAACGGUGCAGCCAGCGGAGCCCCGGUGGCCACGGUGGCCGCCGCCACCUCCACCUCCACGUCCAAGAACAUCGGCUCCAACAGCGAGGGCGACUACCAGCUGGUGCAGCAUGAGGUGCUCUGCUCCAUGACCAACACCUACGAAGUGCUGGAGUUCUUGGGGCGGGGAACCUUUGGACAGGUGGUCAAGUGCUGGAAGAGGGGCACCAACGAGAUCGUGGCCAUCAAGAUCUUGAAAAACCACCCGUCGUACGCGCGGCAGGGUCAGAUCGAGGUCAGCAUCCUGGCACGUCUCAGCACGGAGAAUGCGGACGACUACAACUUUGUGAAGGCCUACGAGUGCUUCCAGCACAAGAACCACACGUGCCUGGUGUUUGAGAUGCUGGAGCAGAACCUGUACGACUUCCUCAAGCAGAACAAGUUCAGCCCCCUGCCGCUCAAGUACAUCAGACCCGUUCUGCAGCAGGUGGCCACAGCGCUGAUGAAGCUGAAGAGCCUGGGUCUGAUUCACGCCGACCUGAAGCCGGAGAACAUCAUGCUCGUGGACCCGUCUCGGCAGCCCUACAGGGUCAAAGUCAUCGACUUUGGCUCGGCCAGCCAUGUGUCGAAAGCAGUCUGCUCCACGUAUCUACAGUCCAGAUACUACAGGGCGCCAGAGAUCAUCCUGGGCCUGCCGUUCAGUGAGGCCAUAGACAUGUGGUCCCUGGGCUGUGUCAUCGCCGAGCUCUUCCUGGGAUGGCCCCUCUACCCCGGAGCCUCCGAGUACGAUCAGACCCGGUACAUCUCACAGACGCAGGGCCUGCCUGCCGAGUAUCUGUUGAGCGCGGGGACGAAAACCACCAGGUUCUUCAACAGAGACCCCGACUCCACCUACCCUCUCUGGAGACUUAAGACUCAAGAGGACCACGAGGGUGAAACAGGGAUCAAGUCCAAGGAGGCUCGCAAGUACAUCUUCAACUGCCUGGAUGAUAUGGCGCAGGUGAACAUGACGUCGGAUCUGGAGGGGAGCGAAAUGCUGGCAGAGAAGGCCGAGAGGAGGGAGUUCAUCGACUUGUUAACAAAGAUGCUGACCAUCGACGCGGACAAGAGGAUCACCCCCAUCGAAACGCUCAACCACCCCUUCGUCACGAUGUCACAUCUCCUCGAUUUCCCGCACAGCAAACAUGUGAAGUCGUGCUUCCAAAACAUGGAGAUCUGCAAGCGUCGCGUCAACAUGUACGACCAGAGCAAGACGCCCUUCAUCACCCACGUGGCCCCCAGCACCUCCGCCAACCUCACCAUGACCUUCAACAACCAGCUGAACACUGUGCACAGCCAGGCCACCAACCUGGUUCCCUCCACCAACAAUGGCACCCUUUCCUUUGCAAGUCCUGAUGUCUCCAUACUAAACUACCAAUCUGCACUCUACCAGCCCUCCGCUGCCUCCAUGGCAGCCGUGGCCCAGAGGAGCAUGCCCCUGCAGCCGGGGGCCCCUCAGCUCUGUGCUGCCCGGCCCGACCCCUUCCAGCAGGCGCUCAUCGUCUGCCCACCUGGCUUCCAAGGGCUGCAGGCAUCACCUUCCAAGCACACCAGUUACUCUGUGCGGAUGGAGAAUGCUGUUCCCAUAGUGACGCAGGCACCCGGUGCCCAGCCUCUGCAGAUUCAACCUGGCCUGCUGACACAGCAGGCCUGGCCCAGCGGCACCCAGCAGAUCCUGCUGCCUCCAGCCUGGCAGCAGCUCACCCACAGCUCAGUCCAGCAUGCCACCGUCAUCCCCGACUCCAUGAGCAGCACACAGCCUCUCGCCAACUGGAGGAAUUCCCAUCCACAUGGCAGCCAUUACAAUCCCAUCAUGCAGCAGCCGGCCUUGUUGGCUGGCCACGUCACGCUCCCAUCCAACCAGACGCUCAAUGUGGGAGUGGCACACGUUAUGAGGCAGCCCUCGACCAAUAACAACUCCGCUUCCAAAAAGAACAAACAGCACCAGAUGUCUGCCAGGAACAUGUCAGCCUACGAGGUGUCGUCCUCUCAGGCGGUGCUAUCCCCGCAGCGCUCCAAGCGGGUGAAAGAGAACACGCCUCCGCGCUGCGCCGUGCUACAGAACGGCUCGGCCUCCAACUUCCCGCCCCCGCAGAGCUGUGGGGGUGGCGGGUGGGGGGCUAGCGAAGCAGAGCAGGCUUCCAGCACCACCCGCGACCACCAGCACCAGCACCACGUCCCCAGACAGACCAUCAUCAUCCCCGACACGCCCAGCCCUGCAGUCAGCAUCAUCACCAUCAGCAGUGACACGGAUGAGGAAGAGGACCACAAACAACACAAGAGUUCAUCUUCAAAGCAGCGGAAGAAUGUCAUCAGUUGCGUGACGGUCCACGAUUCACCCAACUCCGACUGCUCCAGCAACAACAGCCCUUACACGAUGGAGUCCAGACCCCCCAACAACUACAGCUACGACACAAAGACCACCAUCCUGGACAACUACAACAAUGGGAACCCCCGCACCAUCAUCAUUCCACCUUUCAAAACCCAGAGCAGCGAGGUCCCAAAUGAGUGCGAGCGCCUGAUGCCAGAAGCAAUGAACCAUCAGAAUUCAGCUUACAAAUUCAAAUCCUCCAAUGGAGUGGUGUCUGGCAAUAAUCACUUUCACGGGGUCGUGACCGGAGGCGGGUCCUACCGACUACACUCCCUCCAGCAGCAGCCUCUCAAUCUCAGCCAGGCCCAGCAGCAUAUGCUCGCUGAGCGAAAUGGUCAUCGGCGCCAGCAGGCCUACAUCACCCCCACCAUCGCCACUCAGGCCCCGUACUCUUUCCAUCACAACAGCCCCGCUCACACGGGCAACGUCCACCCGCACCUGGCCGCCACACACCUCCCCAGCCAGCCCCACCUCUACACCUACACAGCCUCUGCUGCUCUGGGCUCCACCGGCACCGUGGCCCACCUGGUGGCGUCACAGGGCUCAGCGCGCCACGCAAUCCAGCACGGUAGCUACCCACCGAGCAUCGUCCACCAGGUCCCGGUCAGCAUGGGCCACGGCGUGCUGCCUUCGCCCUCCUUGCACCACAGCCAGUACCAGGCCCAGUUUGCCCACCAGGCCUACAUCAGCGCUUCGCCUGCCUCCGCUGUCUACACUGGAUACCCUCUGAGCCCCACCAAGGUCAACCAGUACCCUUACCUCUAGAGAAGACACUGGAGAGCCUGAGCCGGCGCCGCUGCUGCCCCGAACCCUCCCGCCCUGAACCCCGUCGACACCAGAAACAUCCUCUCCUCGACCUCAGACAUGAACAGAGACAGAGGAACAUGCAAUCCUCAUGAAACUGUCACGUAUAACUUGAAGAUAUAACGACAGAGAGAAAAGAAGAAGAAAAAAGAAUUCACAGCCUCUCUAGAAGGGAAAGAUGGGGUUGAAUUUCAGAGGGGUACAGUUCAAGACAUUUUCUUUCCAUUUUUCUUUUUCUCCUGAAAGGGCCAGUGUUUGUGUUUUUUUGUCUAUUCUUCACUUUUCUUUAUGAGGAAAGUGACGUCUCAUUAGUUUGACAGGGAAGUUUGAAACCGGCCUUUUGGGACAGCGGAGGCUUUCUGCUUUGUUUUCUUUUAUUUUCCCCUCUUAAAUUUGUGAAGAGACUGUUGAACAGGGGUUACUGACUGGAAGUUUGGAAUCCCAAGACAUUUGGGAGAAGGUGAAAUACGGAAAAACCUGCUGCUCUUCAAAGAAAAGGAAAAAUAUAUUGAUGGCCUUGAACUGUCUUAAUAUUUCCAAAUCAUUCAUGGUGUGGGGAGAAAAGAGAGGCAACCCCCCCCCCCCACUCCACCUUCUCCAGCCGAGGAGGCUUCUGGAAAUAUAACCAACAGAAGACAACAAACUUUUUAGUGUAUUUAUAGAUAUUCUGUUCCUUUACGUUUCACUUUUAUGACGAUACUUCAGUUUUAGCUAGGUGUCUUAUUGGACCCCGUUCUUAGAAUGUAGCAGUCUGCACCUGUUUGUUUUGAGAAGGAAACCUUCUUCUUUUCCCCCCCGAUACCAAUAGAUUUAUUUGUUCCUCUUUUUUCAAUGUGAUUGCACAAAGUGGUUAUAAUAACAUAGGCAUGUACAACGUGAUUGUCUGUGUGUGCUACUGUCAGCCAUGCGUGUGUAGUCCACCUCCUUAAAACUCUCUCCAGUCUUUAGGUUUUGACCAUUGUUCCCUCGUAGUGCCUUACAGAUAUAACGACACCGUUUACUUGGCUUGAAUCCUGAAAGCCUCAAGAGACGAUAGCGAUACAUACAUACAGAGACAUGUUUCCCUGGUUUGACAUCCUAGUCGGGGCAGUCGAGUCGUAGCUCUCUUCCGGGUGUAGGCUCAGCCCUUGCUGUUUCUUGUCCUUAAAUGACAGCGUACUAUAGAUGAUGAAGAUUAAUGUCAGAGUUGAUUUCACGCUGAGCUAUUUCAUUAUGUGUGCAUGAGAUAACUUGCCUGGGGUACUUACCAAAGUCAUAGAUACAUUCUUGUUACAUUUUGCUCUGGAUAUUAAUGUAAAUAUGAACGUGUACAGUCUAGCUGUAGCUGUAAACCUCUAUCACAGUGGCACCCAAAUUGUGGCUUUAGUUUGGAAUAUACUGUUUAAAAAAAAAAAAAAUGUAUAGUCACACAAGGGAAUUCAUGCAUCGUGCAACAGCGCAGAGAUAUUCGCUCAGUUUUCAUGUCCAGGGAAUGAGUGACAGUACAAUGUUCGAGACACAGUAGAGGUCGUUCUUUUAAGGUUUAAAGCUAGUCCGAGAGAAGGGCCUGACGGAAAGUUAUGGUUGCCAUGAGGGUGGGUCUGUGAGGCCCGGGGAAGCCAGGCAGAGUAUCGAGGGUGGUUUGAGAGGGAAGGGGCUGUUUGAAGGCGUGGGGUCAGUUUAGGUAGGGACUGUCGAGGGCGGGGUGAAGCUCUCUGUCUUAAAUGGGACUAAAACGGUAGCAAGUUGGCACUGAGCAGGUUGAUAGUGACACUGAGCAAGGGUGGUCGGUAGGAGCCGAAAGGGGGGCGGGGCACUACCUCGCCUGAAUUGCACGCUUACACUUCUGACAUGGAUUCUUUUGUUGUCGUCAUUUGUUGCUGAUGUUGUUUUGUUCCUCCAGCAAAGAUAAUUGCAAGUUAUUAUUGGGGCUUGAGACGUGGGUUUGCGAGAACAGAGCAGAAGGGAAAUGCCACAGCGUACACCUGGAAGGGCAGCGAGUGGACCAUUUGUUGCCACUGUCCAUUUGUCUUCGCGCCAGGUACACACACACACACACACACACACACACCACAGACAUCGCCACGCCAGCCGAACGGGAUACCUGAACUCUUAGAGAACCAAUAGGGAUGUCAAUUUGUGUGUUUGCUGCUUGAUUAAACAUAUUCUUCUUUUUCUUGUAGCCAAUGAUACAAAUAACUCCUCUGUUCAUUUGUCCUCUUGAAUACAUCAGUUCCACUGGUGGUGUAGUGAAAGCCUUCCCCUCUCCUUCAUGGUUUGCCAUAGUACUUGCAUUUGAAGUGAUUUUUGUUCUUCUUUUCUUUUUUAACUUAACAUUAUCUUGAACUUUUUGACAUGGCUGUAGUACAUAUUGUGUUUAUUUUUAGAGAUUGUUGCAAUAAUUCUUGUGGAUGUGUCUUUUUAUGAUAUGUCAGGCUCAUUUCUAUUUUGUAACCCGGAGGUUGAUGUACAGUGAUGUUUAGUAUUCCGUGGAGGUGGGUGCACCUGUGUAAAGUGUUGCAACACUGCUGGUGACAGUAGGUGUUGAGUUGGUGAUAACCCAACGGGGCCCUUAUAGAUAGUUGCUUUGGCUUGUGGGGGCCACAGCCAGGUAAGGAAUACAGAGAUCUGGUAAAAACAUCACUUGAUGGGCCCCGGAGUGGUUUUGUCAUCCUGGUACUCCCCUCCCCCCUGACCCCCCCCCCCCCUCCUCUCAACUCUCCACUCCCCGUCAGCUCCAGCAUGCAAGCCCGAGGUCCGGAUAGUUAACGAUGUGAUGACAUAGUACGUAGCUGGUUACAUCAUUCUUCUCUGUUCUGUUGUUGUCUUUGUAUUUGAUUUGAUUGACUUAAUUUCCUCUCGGGGUUAUCGGGGCCUAAGCACACACACAUGCAUAAGGGAGAGGAUUAUCCAUUGCAAUCUGUUGGCUCCUCUGUGAUGAGACAGACUACUGAAACAUUCCACUGUUUGAGGGAAUCGGGCGUUACCCAUGCUCCACUGCUGUCCCGUCGGCAUGGGGGUGUAGCAUUGUCACACUUUUUUUUGCUUCUCCCACCAAAGAAUCCAACAGACCGAUCAUGUACAGAGUUCAGUACGAGCAAUCCUCCACAGCUUUGCUCGAGCAGCCGACAGGCAAUAACUUUUGGUCUCGUCUUUCAACGCUUCAUGAGUAAUUUUGAGGACAUGUUGUGUGUCCCCUCCCCCGAGCAAAUGCAUGUUCACAAGGACGAUUUUACAUAUUUAAAGCAUACAGCAAAGUAAUCCAUUUGUUUAGGAUCUGGAUGUUCGACUAUGAGAAGAGCUGCAGUCUGUUUUGAAGCUUUUUUUGGUUUCACUUUGAUUUGUCCUCACACCUGUCAAUGUUGAAUGAUCAAUAAGUAUCAAACCUCUCUCCAAAUUGAUAAGCCAGUUGUUGUUAUUUUUGUUGUCGUUUUUUUUUUUUACGUUGUUGAUGUUGUAGCUUUAUUGGUGUUUGUGUAUGAAAAUGAAUUUGUGAACUAAAAAGUUUGUUUUACAUUAGCGUGCCAUGGAAUAGAAUGACCUGUAAAAUUGAAUUAAUCAAAAAUGUACCAACUAUACCUUUAAAACCACGGUCACCCGCACAAAAUGAAUGUAAUGUGUGACCUGCGACAUCUGAAAAUGGCUUUAGAUCUUUCUCAGUGGGUGACCAUUCAUUUAAUUUCUACACCGCAAGUGGCCAUGCAUGAUGGAAUAAUUAUAGAUCUGAUCUCCAGCAAAAUCCCAUGUUAGAGAAGUAAUUUAAAACUACUACUGUCCUCAUGAUUAGGGGGUGUCAAAUAAUUGAUAUUUCCUCAAAUGAAAGAUCCAUUUAGCGCAACAUUGUGGGAAAUUAAUUGAUGUGUAUGAUACCUUUGUCUAUUACUCUGUUCCACAUAACCAAUGUUUUGUGUUUUAUUUAAAAAAAGGGGGGGGAAUCAGAAAUGUGAGCAUUACCGUAGAUCGAGUGACCUUACAAUUACCAAAAUGUGCUUAAGUAGAGUGUAAAGAUGUGUUGUGUUGUUGAGGUGAGCGUAGCCCUCCCAACUAGCGCCACUGUUAGAGUCCUGCCUUCCAGAUAGCCAACAAUACCUCCAAAGGUUCAUGGUGACAUUUAAAAACUAAACAAGGCAGUGUCUCCCUCUCUUUGAAGCCCGGCGUUCUCCUAUAAAAUACACUCACACUUCCAGCUCUGCUCAUGGUGUAGUUGUGAUCACUCCUCCCCCUGGAGCUUUGGAAACACUGGGACACAUUCCUUCAGACUAACAGAAAGGUGACUUGGAGAGCAGACGACCCGCAACAUCAACCCGCACAAGCGUCAGUAUAAAGGGUGGUUAGGUGGAUUAAUCAUAAACUGAUGUACGCUGUCGCCAGGUAAAUUAUAAUCUAUAGCCACACAAGCAUUCUUAAAGCCCUUUCGGAUGAGAGUAAAUGUCUUUUUUUUUUAACUUUUCGUUGAGUUCGGAUCCUUUUGCUCCUUGGGGGAAUUCAGGGUGAGGUGGUCAAGGUUUGAUGCCAAAUGAAUGGAAUUAAGAACCAAAACUGAUUAAAAUACGAUUGUUUUCCUACUAUCUUAAUUUAUUCUAAUUUAUGUCAAACCAGGCAAGGAUAUGGAUCCAUUUGUAUCACUUUAAAUUCCCUAAAUUGCUGUGUUGUAAGACCUUUGGUCCUACUCUACAUAACUGAACCAUGUAGCGUUUACCAUCUUACUUUCAGAGAGAUUUCCUAGUCUAUUUUUGUGGUGUUAACGGAAUCUGGAGGUGGCACCCCAAAGCUACAGGUCAGAUUUGCCUGCUUACACUUCAACAAUAUUAAUCUCCAGCUAGAGGUCAAAAUCACAAUUCCUUUCUGGUAGAUUCUCAAAAUUUGUAAAUUGCUCAAUUUCUGCGCAACAAUACGUAAUAAGUGAUUCUUCAGUUUAUUUGCAUUUUCUAAAGACCUAAGAGUGCAUCAAACCCUGACCCCCUUUAUGUCCAUUGCUGUAUGGUUUCUCUAUGGUGUAAAAUCUCAUUCUUUGUCGUUAAAGCUAAUGUGUGCUGCAGUAUUCCUAGUAUACUUCUCUGUUAAUUGUCUUUUCUUAUUUACUUUUGUUUAUUGGGGUGUGAUGUCUCCUUAUUUCAAUCUUCUGAUCUGUAGCGUUCUACGUAUACCCUGUUCCUUAGCCUAAUAUUAUUAAAUAUGUUAUGAGAAUGGAUAUUUUACUGGCUUUAUAGAAUGUUUAAAUAAAUAUAAUAAUGACAAUAAGAAGAAGGAUUAAUUAAACCUCCUAAGAAGUUGAGUACUUGCUACUAAGCGCUUGUGUUACCAUUAUGAUGUUGUGUGCUUCUCUUAAUCAUUUUCGUUGUAGAAAAAUGGAGUGAAUUUAUAUUAGGCUUCGAAAAAACUAAUGAUAGCAUUGUAAAUUUUACAGGAGGAUUUUAACAGACAAACAGCUUCGUCAAAUAGAAGAAUAUAGUUAUUUUAAUUGUCCUCUUUACUAACUGUAGGGUGAGAAGGGGCUCGCGUUGUGGUGAACUAUGUUAUAGCUUGUUAUUCACUGUUACUUUUGAUCAUUUUUUCGGUCUCCGAGGUGAAUCGAGUUAUUAAUGAGAAUUUGUAUGCUCACAUAUGCAUAUUGUAUAUGUGUAGAAAUGUAAUCACACUUUGUCUUGGAUUUACAUUAAACUGUUAAGUCACGGCA